Messenger RNA from Centropristis striata (black sea bass), 4465 nucleotides. It is a transcript of the gene cntn3a.2, whose product is annotated as contactin 3a, tandem duplicate 2. The coding region runs from base 477 to 3557 and encodes 1026 amino acids. Gene Ontology annotation, biological process: cell-cell adhesion; brain development. Gene Ontology annotation, molecular function: cell-cell adhesion mediator activity. The record is from RefSeq and is a predicted model, not a curated record. The transcript is spliced from 23 exons. Lineage: Eukaryota; Metazoa; Chordata; Actinopteri; Perciformes; Serranidae.
UCUCUGCAAGAUUCUCUUUCAAGCCCAAUUUAAGACCUACGCGUGUUGGAUUUGAGAGCGUAAAAACACAGGCGAGAGUCGAGCCUCUUAACUGGGGAUGUUUCAAAUGUGAUUCAGCACGGCAAACAACGUGGGUGUUGCGUGUGUGUAUGUGUGUGUAUGUUUUUUUUAGUGGGGAGUGGAGGAGAAGAGCAGCGAUAUGAAACGCGUGUGUUUAUGCCUCCUGCGUUAUCUCUGACUGACCACUGGUUCAUUUUUUCACCUGUAUGAAAGACCUUGCGAUUGUGACCAAAACAUUUUCCUAAAAGGCUUUCCAUGGAGGAUCAAUCUAUCGCUUUUUCCGUGAGGGAUGAAUUUGGUUCCUGCUGGUCUCAAGAUAUUUCAAGAUAAGAGGUCAAGCCCCCCUCUCUCUGAGAACACGAGUGCCAUUUCAAAGCUUAUUGGAUGAAAGUCUCAUUUGCCCUUGGCUGCCAAAGAUGACGUUGCCAUGGAAACAGCUUCUACUGUUAUCAAUCAUCGACUGUCUGGCAGAUUGUCUGGACAGUGGAUCAUACCAUGGUCCAAGAUGGAGGAUGGAGCCAGGUGACUUGUUUAUUCCUGUUGACUCCAUAGAAGAGGAAGCUACACUGACCUGUGAUGCGAAGGGAACGCCACCUCCUCAGUAUAGAUGGUCAUUGAAUGGGACUCUCAUAAAUCUGGGCCUGGAUCGCCGGCGGCGUCUGUCUGGGGGCAACCUCAUUAUAAGCAGUCUGGACCGCUACCAGGAUGUAGGAAUGUACCAGUGCAUGGCGUUCAACACUGUAGGAGCUAUCCUCAGCAGGAGAGCCAGUCUGCAGUUUGCCUACUUGGAUCAUUUCAAAGUCCACACCAGAAGCGCAGUGUCAGUCCGUGAGGGACAAGGAGUGGUGUUACUGUGUGGGACGCCCACUUCCUCAGGAGACCUCACGUAUGCCUGGGUCUUCAAUGAGUACCCGUACUUUGUUCAACAAGACAAUCGGCGUUUCGUCUCCCAGCAGACAGGAAACCUUUACAUUGCAAAGGUGGAGCCCUCUGAUGUAGGCAACUACACCUGCGUCGUGAUGAACAGCAUCACAAAAGGCAAAGUUCAGAGCUCGCCCACGUCUCUGAUCCUCAGGACAGAUGGAGUGAUGGGCGAAUACGAGCCGAAAAUAGAAGUUAAUUUCGCAGACAAUGUACCCGCCGCAAAAGGAUCAACAGUUACGCUGGAGUGUUUCGCCCUUGGGAACCCUGUUCCUGAAAUCACUUGGAAGAGGGCUAACGGCGUUCCCUUCCCCAGCAAAGUCAAAAUGAAGUACUCGAACGCUGUGCUGGAGAUCCCCAGCUUCCAGCAGGAUGAUACAGGAGGAUACGAGUGUGUGGCUGAGAAUAAGAUGGGCAAGAACACAGCUACCGGUCGACUGGCCUUCUACGCCAAGCCUCAGUGGAUGCAGGCCAUGAAGGACACAGCCCUGGCCAUAGAGGAGAGGCUAUACUGGGAAUGCCGAGCCAAUGGCAAGCCCAAACCAUCCUACACGUGGCUGAAGAACGGCCAACAGCUACUCUCAGAGGACAGAAUCCAUGUUGAGGACGGAGUCCUGUCAGUGUCAGUGCUGACACUAUCUGACGCCGGCAUGUACCAGUGUGUGGCUGAGAAUAAACACGGCGUCAUAUAUUUUGCUGCUGAACUGAUGGUUUUAGCCUCUCCUCCAGACUUCACAGGGAACGUCCUCAGAGCUUUGCUCAAAGCCAAGGCAGGAACUACAGUGACUUUAGAGUGUAAACCCCAGGCCUAUCCCAUCGCCAGCAUUUUGUGGAAGAAAGGAAACCUGCCUAUCCACACCAAUGACAGGAUCACUCUCUCCCCAGAUGGAACAUUGAGGCUUGCCAACGUGAGCAAGUCUGAUGCAGGCAGCUAUACGUGCUUCGCUAGGAAUAGAUUUGGCAUGUCGAGUACAACUGGAAGGCUCCUUGUUACUGAUCCAACCAGAAUCACCCAGGGGCCGGUGGACAUGGAGAUCAUUGUGGGCGAGAGCAUCGUGUUACCCUGUCAGGUCACCAGUGACCCUGUCCUUGACGUUUCUUUCUCCUGGGCCUUCAACGGACAGCUCAUCGCCAAGGGAGACGGUCACUUUGAGCUAGUGGGUGGGAGAACAGCAGGAGAUCUGAUGAUCAGGAACAUUCAGCUUUACCAUGCUGGCAAAUAUAUCUGUGUGGUGGACACGGACGUGGAGAGCCUGUCAGCCGUGGCUGUAUUGAUUGUGAAAGGCCCCCCCAGUCCUCCAGACUCUGUGACGGUGGAGGAGGUGACAGACAGCACAGCCCAGCUGGCCUGGAGUCCCGGCAGAGACAACGGCAGCCCCAUCACCAAUUACCUCAUCCAGACCAGGACUCCCUUCACUGUGGGCUGGCAGAGGGUUAACACAGUCCCUGAGAUCAUCGAUGGGAACACACUGACAGCCACUGUGGUGGACCUCAAUGCCUGGGUGGAGUAUGAGUUUCGGGUUUUGGCCAAAAACAGUGUUGGUGUUGGAGAACCCAGCCCCGUGUCAGUCAAGACCAGGACUGAGGAUGCAGUUCCUGAUGCAGCGCCAGGUGACGUGGGUGGAGGAGGUGGAAGCAGAUCGGAACUGGUCAUCACAUGGGAGCCUGUCCCCGAAGAACUGCAGAAUGGUGAGAGCUUUGGUUACAUCAUUGCUUUCCGUGCUUUCGGAGAAGUUAGCUGGACCCACGUGGCCACCUCUGCCCCCGGUGCAUCCCGCUAUGUGUACCGCAACGACAGCAUCGCGCCCUUCUCUCCAUUUCAUGUCAAGGUCGGCACUUACAACAGCAAAGGACAGGGUCCCUUCAGUCCAGUGGUCACCAUCUACUCUGCAGAGAUAGAGCCAAGCGGGAUGCCAGCGGGAGUUUGGGCCAGAAGUGUCUCAGCCUCUGAGAUUGAGGUGAAUUGGCAGGCUCUCUCCUUCACCCCUGAAAGGGUUCUGGGCUAUGAGGUGGUGUACUGGGAAGACGACACUAAACCGGAGACCAUGGGGAAGGUUAGGGUGCCUUGGAACCAAACUUCGGUCACAGUGAGCGGCUUGGCAGGGAACACGCAGUAUUUUUUAACAGUCAGCGCUUUCAACACAGCGGGCACCGGCCCCUUCCUCCCCGCAAUCAAUGUCACCACAAAAAAGCCACCACCAGCGCAGCCACCGCUGAAUGUCGAAUGGACCCUAAUUGGCUCUCAGCUGUCUCUUUACUGGGAACCUGUGGUGGCAAUGGAAUCAGAGUCAGAAGUUACAGGCUACCAACUGUCAUACAGGAGACAGAGGCACAAAGAGGGAAACACACUCAUAACAGCAAAUUCAACAGCCGAGCUGACCCUCCCCGAGGACAAUGACGAAUACAUUAUCCUCAUCCAGACGCUGAGUGAAGGAGGGCUGGGCCCGGCCUCGGAUCCCAUACGAAUCCAUCAACUAAGUAUGAGCGCCCGCGGCUCGAGAGCCUGGAGUGCGGACAUCCUCCCCGUCUCCCUGCUCCUCGCCAUUGCAAUAUCAACAUUCAGGUCAACGUCGUGACACAAUGACAAACUCUGCUCUGUUUUUCAACCUUCUUAUUGGUAAUUUUUUUUCUUUCUUGAAUUUGUGAAAGUUGUUUUUUUUCUCUCUUUUUCGGAGGUGACCACAUACUAUUUUGCAGUGUAGAUUGCGGGUAUGAGGCAGCACAAGAGUGGAGCGUGCUGUCAGGCACUAAAAUAACAGUAAAUGCUUGAGCUUUUUUUCUACGUAGGUCUGACGUUUUUGCCGGUUGGAACAAUGCCCCAUUUCAACUCUUUUUUCGACUCUAGAUUGAUACAGAUGCCUUACUUCCAUCCAUGUGCCAAAGUAGUUUCUUCUUCUUGUUAUUGCUACUAUACCUACAUGCUUUCCUCAACAUUUUAUUCCUCACAGUUUCUUAUCAUUGGAGGUCUCAGUGUACCUUGCGGAGGGCCAUGAUGAGAGGUUGUAUUUUGUAUUUUUUUUUUUUACUAUUUCAGUUUUCCUCUCCACAUCUGAAUUGGCGAGUAGUAACAUGUUCAUUCACCCGUGCCCGUGCCUUUGGAGAUUCUUGUAACGCCGUCACUUACAGACACUAGUCAGUGAUGCUUAGUGUUUGAGAACAUACUGCAGCCGCCUUCAUCUUUACGUGCUCCAUUGAAAGUUGUCCCAGCUGAAGCUCAUAAAACCACUCAGUGUUAGCCAUUUACCUUUUAUCAUUUGACUGUGGAGAGCUGAAUGUGUAACAAGAGGCCUCCUACAGGUUUUAAUGCCUCAGUCCAGUUAUUGUGAUGGCCCGCUCAUUGAUGGAUCGGACUUUACUCUGCAUUCUCCGAGAUUACAUCCGUCUGUAUAGAGCAGCAGGGGAGAGGUGUACGGCUGCCAGUGUAUUUCCUUCAGCACUAAUGCUGAAACAAUCAGUCAAUCGACAGAAAAUAAUCAACAACAAG